Ostrea edulis (European flat oyster) is the source of this 2155-nucleotide messenger RNA. Its product is annotated as acid-sensing ion channel 4-B-like. Bases 130 to 1677 code for a protein of 515 amino acids. The record is from RefSeq and is a predicted model, not a curated record. NCBI's taxonomy places the organism in Eukaryota, Metazoa, Mollusca, Bivalvia, Ostreida, Ostreidae. The transcript is spliced from 8 exons. Gene Ontology annotation, cellular component: membrane. Gene Ontology annotation, molecular function: sodium channel activity. Gene Ontology annotation, biological process: sodium ion transport.
GUCAAUUCUAAUGUAAUUCCCAAAGACUAUGCAAAUGUUGAUAGUAUGCUACUUAUACUAAUAAUUGCAUUAGAUAUACAUCUGACACAUCUGAAUUUGCCUCUCUGAAAUUUUUAGCUGUAGGUCAAAAUGAAGACAAUUUUCGUUCAACCCCUGAGGAACACGACAAAGAAAGAAAAGAAAAAUGUUACAAAAGUUAAUCCUGACGUAUUUCAAAUUUCGAAGGAUCAGAAUAAAAAGCUUCCCGAUCCCGAGGUUGUUGAAGUCCCUACAGUUGAUAUGGUAUGUAAGAAGGAUUGCACUGAUGAAGGGGGCGUACAGGAACUGUGGAAUGACUUCCGGGACAAUACAACUAUGCAUGGCUUGAAGAACGCCAAUCUGAAACAGCGGUACAGACUGAGAUGUUGCAUUUGGGCCGUGGCAUUGCUUGCUAUGGGAAGUUUUCUGGUUUACACCACCUAUGAACAAUUCACCGCUUACUUCAAGUACACAACCUUAACGAAUACACAAGUGCAAGCACGGAGCACUAUACAGUUCCCAGCUGUUACGCUCUGCAGUGUUUCAUCAUUGAAAAAGGAGAACCUCCCUAAUAUCUCCGACCUCGAGUAUUAUUUUUUGACCGAAAGUGUGAUCGGUCCGUUUUUUCCAAAAUUAGAUUUGAACAAACCGGAAUACGCCGACUAUCGACUUCCCCGAAAUGCAUCAUGGGUCCGGGACACAGCCAAUCCGAUUGAAGACCUGUUUCUUUUCUGUUUCUUUGAGGGAGAGGAUGAAGAAUGUAAAAAGGUCAUGAAACCAACCGUGACAAAACUGGGAGUAUGCUACACAUUCAACAGUCGGGAGCACGUGAAAGAAAAUGGUCAUACGGUGACGUCACGUACCGGAAGCACCUCUGGUCUUCGAUUGUACCUCUGGGUUAAUCAAACGAGUUUUGUAUUCAACGACAUCAUGGCAGCAGGAAUAAAGGUUGUUAUCCACGACCAGAAUGAGGAACCAGAUGUCGUGGACAAGGGGUUCAUGAUUUCUCCCGGAUUCUCUACCUUUGCUUCCAUUCAUAGAACGGAGUACCGCUAUUUGCCCAGUCCAUAUAAGGUUAACGGAGACCAAUUUUGCAUGGAUACAAAAUCUCCUGUUUACACCAAUCCGUUGACGUAUUAUGACGUAUACAGCCAAAGUGCGUGCAAAAUGGAAUGUAAACAAAAUCACGUGGUCAAAGCAUGCGGAUGCAAAUCGCCAUAUGAUAAAGGAAAUGACACAAUUUGUUCACUUGCCCAGAUGUCAACUUGUUAUAGAGUUGAAAGUGACAAGUUUGAUAAAAACGCCACUCGUCAGAAACUCUGCGACUGUCCAAUGGAAUGUGAGUACAGUGAUUACUACGCCCGGGUAUCUACCGGAUAUUUCCCCGCCAUCAAUUACCAGGCCGUUCUCGCGCAGAUGGGCUACACUAAUCUUCGAGACACUCACAUGGAAUUGGCAAUUUAUUUCGAGUCGCUAGGAGUUCUGACUGUGGAACAGGUGCCCGAAUACAGCUUUGGAGAUAUUGUGGGUAUUUUGGGUGGACAAAUGGGCAUCUUCCUUGGCGCCAGUCUGUUGACCCUGACGGAGUUGAUGGAGUUUGUCUUGCUGUCCUCACUUGUCGUUGGUAAAAAGGUUUACCACAAGGUCUCCCAGAAAUAACAACAGUGAAAUCAAUGGACACGACAGGAAAUAAUGUGGAUGACUCCGGAGGCUAUUCAUAGGCAUUCUAGAUCUAUGUAGAGCUUGAUUCCAGUAUCGAGUAUACAGUAAAAACUCAAAAUAUAUCUUAGUUUUUGGAUGAGUAUGGAGUUCAUGGUUUUUUUUGUUUUUGGGGUUUUUUUUUGGUUUUGUUUUGCCGGGGUGUGUGUGUGUAAACAGUGUCUUUGCAUCAUUGAUAUACACAUUAAGGAUUCAUGAUAAAAGUCAAAAUUACAUAUUUCUCAACGAAGAAGACACAUUCCAAAUAGUUCCUGCAAAUAUUGCAGAGUGUUUAAAGUGCGUUUGAUUGAAAAUAAAUAUUUUAUUCACUUUUCUGUGCAUUUAUUGCUUUAGAAUACAUUGUAUUUUGUUGUUUCACGUCACAAUUCACGUCUCACUCCCCUAGGAACCUGAUCCCACGUCUGGUAUGUUAAGGGGU